AUGUUUGGAGAGAAGGCCCUGGAGUUGCUGCGCGAGUUGCGACGAUGCAGAGAAGGAACGCUGCCACCUUACAAUGAGGACACCAUUAGACAGAUCAUUGAGGAGAUGCAGGCGCUGUUUGAACAGAACCAGUUGGAAGUGCGAGCCACCACGGAUGGUGAGCAAGGUCUUGUCUCUGGUAUACAACUACGACAUGCUUGCCUUGAGAGAAAUCACAGAUGUCUCUUGGCGUACGUCUAUAAUAGGAUGACCAAGAUACGGGACUAUCGCUGGGAGGUGGGAAGUGUGCUGCCUCCAGAGUUUAAGCUAUGUCUGUGUGAACAAGAGGUGCAGUGGUUCAACCGUUACAAUCGUUCAUUGGCCAACUACAUGAGGAAGAUCAAAGGACUUGAUCUCACGCAGUACAUGCAACCACCAAAGAGCUCGUAUAUAGAGGUCCGAUGUCUGACUGACUAUGGAGAAUUUGAGACAGAGGAUGGGACGAUCAUACAACUGAGAGUGGGGAGUCAACACUAUCUCCUUCGAUCUCAGUGUGAACACCUCAUCAAGCAAGGGACACUGGAACACAUCAGUUAGUUAGUUUAAUAGCUGUAUUAUAGUUUAUAUCAUUCUGUUUGUGUGUUCAUGGCAUUUGUUUUUGACAGAGCAUAUAUAAUUAUUCGUAUUCAUA
This is a messenger RNA of Halichondria panicea, 670 nucleotides long. Its product is annotated as DNA replication complex GINS protein PSF1-like. Gene Ontology annotation, cellular component: GINS complex. The coding region runs from base 1 to 576 and encodes 191 amino acids. The record is from RefSeq and is a predicted model, not a curated record. NCBI's taxonomy places the organism in Eukaryota, Metazoa, Porifera, Demospongiae, Suberitida, Halichondriidae. The transcript has a single exon. Gene Ontology annotation, biological process: DNA strand elongation involved in mitotic DNA replication; DNA replication.